GAAUCUGGCACCUUCGGAGUUUCUCGAGGAAAAAAUGGCAGACGUCACUGUAAGACAAGCAGUCGAAUACCUUGGGAGGUACUCGGAAGAUAGUGAGGACAGCAGCGGAAUGAGUGGGAGUGAUGUUUUUGUCACAGUCAGGACGACGGGCUGACGGGAGUCCCGUCUGUAAGGGAUGCGACGUUGUGCAACAAGACAAAUCGACCGGUCGGGAGGACUUGGGAGAAAAGGAGAAAAAAUGAUGCUUGAAAGAGGAGUACGGGAACUGCACCCGGGGCAAGCACAAUGGUGUGUUUGCGAUGUCGAAUGGGUACCUCGGAGACUCACGGACCGAAGAUUCUGUAAUGCCAGUUCACCGGUCUCGACCAGUCUUUGAUUGUCUUUGCGUCGCGGGAACUACACCCGGCGUCAACUUGGUUUGCAUUCUUCACCGUCCUGAAGAAUGGACAAUUUCGGACAUUUUCCUAUGUCGGUAGCAUAUGAGACUUGAGACUCGGGAUAGGAGGCGAAAUAGGCAGGUGUCGAUACGGG
This is a messenger RNA of Neurospora crassa OR74A, 531 nucleotides long. RefSeq lists its product as hypothetical. The record is from RefSeq and is a predicted model, not a curated record. NCBI's taxonomy places the organism in Eukaryota, Fungi, Ascomycota, Sordariomycetes, Sordariales, Sordariaceae. The transcript has 2 exons. Bases 176 to 376 code for a protein of 66 amino acids.